AUGGCAACUUCGCAACCAGGCCCAGCGUACGAACCUCCGUACCCCUCGUGGAGAGAGCGCAAGAGCGAUGGUGGCGUCGUCAUCGCGCCGCACGCCAGGCGCCUCUUCUGGCCUCUCGACGGCGAGUAUCCCGCCGCGAUCUCCGUCAUGAGGACCGUCCACAGCGCCAACGAGCUCAAACCCUUCUUCCAACCCGCCGCUGAGGAUAUGGCCAGCGUCACAUGGCACGAGAUUGCGCACCUGCCUCUCACCGAGCCAAAGGUCUCGUCUAUCGACGCUUCGAUCCACGACUUCCAUCAAUGGGAAGUUGACUGGGUCAGGCGCCAUAGUGAACACACCGGCCUCGAGUGUAAUCCCGAGUGGGUCACAUACGGAGACCUCAACGACGAGGAUCGGCCUUACGCAAACGAGCCCAAAGAGGACGGCAGCUGGGAGGAGGACUCGGACACCGAGUUUCUUCUCAGGUGCUGUGGAGAAGACCGGCCGAUGAGGAAGCGAGAGCUGAAGCUGACAGUCACGCCUUCUGCCGGUAAUGACUUUGUUACGGUGCACGACUACGUUAGCGUUGUGCAUCCCUGGCUUAUGAGCUUGCGAGAUGAUAUUAUGAAGGCCAAGCAGGUUGCACAAUUUCAGAUGUACCCUGUGCCGGCCGCAAAAGAGUGGAUGGUGGAACAGGGGCCGUACCAUGACAUUCUCGAAAAAGAGAGCUGGGUUCAAAGAUACGGCGGCGGGCCCCCUCGCCAGUUGUCUGCCUCGAGCCAGGCAUUUCUCGAGAAGAUACUGACAACAGCCUACACGCGGCAAGUCUACCCGAGCAAGGGUGCCUAG
Neoarthrinium moseri is the source of this 828-nucleotide messenger RNA. RefSeq lists its product as uncharacterized. The record is from RefSeq and is a predicted model, not a curated record. NCBI's taxonomy places the organism in Eukaryota, Fungi, Ascomycota, Sordariomycetes, Amphisphaeriales, Apiosporaceae. The transcript is spliced from 3 exons. The coding region runs from base 1 to 828 and encodes 275 amino acids.